Messenger RNA from Adineta ricciae, 3039 nucleotides. Lineage: Eukaryota; Metazoa; Rotifera; Eurotatoria; Adinetida; Adinetidae. The record is from the annotation of a GenBank genome assembly.
AUGGAUUUUGAAUUGAAUAAUAAUGAUCAAUUGAAUGUAAAAACAACUGAUCUGAGUCUUAUGGCCCAUGGUAUUCGGAAUAUUGACGAGAUUCCUCUACAUAAAAAUUUACUCUCAAUUAAUUUACAUUCGAAUGAAAUCGAACGCAUCAAUGGGUUAACUAGAUUAAAUUUUCUAACUCAUUUGGAUUUAUCAUCGAACAAUAUCACAAGAAUUCAAGGUUUAGAAGGUUUAGUUUCAUUAGAUACACUGAAUUUAGCGUCGAAUAAGAUCGUUGUUGUUGAAGGAUUGUUUUCAUUAAAAAAAUUAUCUUGGUUGAAUUUAUCGUAUAACAAAAUCGAAUAUUUACGAGGUUUUCAAGAUCUCUGGGGAGCUGAAUAUAAUUUAGCAAUUGUUCAAUUACAUGGAAAUCAAAUCGAUUCAUUAGAUGAGAUUGUGACAAAUAUGAACGGUAUUACUCGUUUGCAGCACUUGACAUUUCGAGAAAAUCCAGUCGCCAAGAAAGAUGCAUAUCGAGUAACAUUAUUCAACCGUCUUCGGACAUUAAUUAGUCUGGAUGGGAUGGAUAAGCAUGGAAAAAAAGAUAUGAAGAGUCAAGGUCUGACAGGAAUUGAACAGUAUGUGGAUUUGACAAAUGAAACACGUGAACAGCUGCAUGAUGUAACGAACUCGAUUUCUCAACAGUACCCGAAAAUAGCUGCGGCGUUGAAUGCACUUCGACAUAAUCCAAAAAUAAUGGAAUCGAGCACCACGACAAGUGCUGAUAUACAAAAUGGAUCUCUUUCUGGAAUGGAAAGCGAAUAUGUACCAAGGAAUCCAAAAGCUUCAGCUCGACGCCCUUUGACUCACGACAAACGUUCCGCUCGAUCUCCAUCAACAGAUAAUGAGUCAGAUUCAAUACCAACAAAAACGACACGAUUAAAACCACGCGCAACAACAGCAAAUGCCAUUAUUCAGUCUACACCUCGACAGCAACCAAUUACAACUAAAAAGAUUCCCAACAAAACUCAGGUCUCUUUGAAUAACUUCUCACCUCCUGCACCAUCAGCUCAACCGAAGUCUCACAGUAUGAUCGAUGAGAAUACGCAUCCGUUCACGCUGGAUCCGCGUCAACCGUUGUACAACACUGGUCGCGAACGUGAUUGUGAUGAGUAUCAUUAUCGAACAAGUCGAGACAAUGAAAACGAUGAUCUCAACGAGGCUUACACGACAACAUUACGAGAUUUGGAUCACGAACGCGAUAAACGUUGGCGCGCAGAACAAGAAAUCAAACGUUUGAAUGACAUUAUCAACGGAUUGGAAAAACGAACAAACGAUGGUCGAUCGAAUGAAACGAUCAUACACGAAAUAACCGAAAAACAUAAACAAAGAUUAGAAGAUGAGAAAUCAAAAUUUCAAGAUUUAACUGCCAUUCUUGACGACUAUAAAGUCCGUCUUCGAAGCACUGAAGAUCAAUUGUCAUCGUACAAGAAGGCGCAUGACACGAAUUUACAAUUAAUUAAGACUCUGGAGAGUAAUUUGAGUAAACUGGAAAGCGAAAAAAGUGAAUUACGAAUAAAUGAGAAUGAAAAAUGUCGAAAUUGGGAACGUCGAGUGAAUACUUUACAACAGGAGAAUGAUUUAUUACAACAAGAAUCGAAGACCAUCAAACAGCAAUUACGAGAAUGUCAAGAGCUUUAUACAACAAAGGAAAUCCAACAUAAGCAAGAACUCGAGAAAUGUCGCAUUGAUGUACAAGCUCCUGAAGUGCAGCAGUAUCUCAAACAAGAAAUUCAACGCAAAGAAGAGAUUCAUCGAGCUGAACUCACACAUCAACAAGAAAAACUUCAAUCCAUAGCUAUUGAAUACAAAAAACUGGAAGAUGAAUUUCGUGAUGCAUUGAAAAUUGAGGAACGUCGUUAUCAAGAGCUAUACAAAACGAAUGACAUUCUUCAAAAAGAAAAUGAACUUCUCCAAUCAUCUUCAACAAAUAUCAAACAACGUGAAGAAUCCGAUCGGAAAAUGGUCAACGACUUAACGAUGUUAGUCCGCGAACAAAAGCAACGUCUCCAAGAAAAGUCGAAAACCAAUGAGAACCUGACUCAUCAAAACAAACAUUUAACGACGAAAUUAGAACGUGCUAUUGACGAAUUGAAGAAAAUUCGCGAGCAAAUUUUAGUUUUACAAAAAGAACGUCGCGAAGUCGAUGCACGUCUUGUUGCCCAAGAGUCCAUUUUGUCAGGUUUACGAGAAGAGAAGAAACUUUGGAGUCAUGAAUUAGCACAUCAAGGUGCGUCAUUAGCGCAAGAUCGCGGCCGACUGGAGUCAACGAUUCAAACAUUAACAAGUGAAGUUAACACAUUGAAAAAACAAUUAGACAAAGAAGUUGACACAUGUCGAAUCAAACAAACCAUCAUUGAAAGUCAAUUGGAUACAAUUCAAAAACUGAAAGAUGGUGUUGUCGAACGUGAUGAUACGAUCAAGAAAGCACGUGAAGAUUUGUUAGUUCGUCAGAAAGAAUUAGAACAGCAACUUCAAGAUGAACAGUUACUUUAUCAAGAAUUACAAGAGAAAUAUGAAAAAGUUUGUGAAAAACGCGAUUCGAUCAAAGACGAUAUGCAUCAACUUCAACAACAACUGGAAAAGAGCAAAAAUGAUUACAAUGCGCUGAGCCGUAAAUGGAAGGAGAAAUCGGACUUGAUCACUGAACUUGAUAAUAAAAUUCGUCGAGCAUCGGAAACUUAUCAAAUUAAUGAAAAGAAACUGAUCGAUGAAAACACUCGUCUUGUCGAAACACACAAACAAUUAGAAGACAAACUUCGUCAACGUGACGAUGAUUUUCGUCGUCAAUUCGACACAAUCGAGCACGGACAUCGUCAAGCAUUGAAUCAAAUGCAAAAGAAUUACGAAGACAAACUUCAACAAGCUCAAAUUCGUAUAAAUGAAGUGGAAGAUGAAAUGCGUAUCUUAUUACACGAUACGAAUCAACGAAAGAAGAAAUGGGAAGAACGCAUAAAACAUUUGAGUACUUUUAUGAGUGAUUUACAAGAUCCAAUGUAA